Molecule: messenger RNA, 951 nt
Organism: Monoraphidium neglectum
Lineage: Eukaryota; Viridiplantae; Chlorophyta; Chlorophyceae; Sphaeropleales; Selenastraceae
Product: MLO-like protein 12
Exons: 7
Coding region: 1-951 (316 amino acids)
Biological process (GO): defense response
Cellular component (GO): membrane
Source: RefSeq, a predicted model, not a curated record
AUGUUGACCUUCAUAAAGCAGGAGCUCUUCCUGCUGGGCCUGAUAAGCAUGUUGCUGACGGCUGUCCAAGGCAGCAUGCUGAAGAUCUGCAUUCCGGACGGCGUGGCAGCUUAUGGGCUCAACUGGAAACCUCAGAGCAAGGUGCCCGUGUUUAUAGACGAAUCCAUCGAGUACAGCACGAGUUACAUGGAGGACGAGGCGUCAAAGGACGGGCGCCGCCUGCUGGGGCUCCUCGGCCGCCACCUGCUGGGCGGGCCGCCCAAGGGUGACUACAACAAGUGUGGCAAAGGGCGACAGCCGCUCUUCAGCGCUUACAUGAUGCACCAGGUCCACCUGUUGAUCUUCCUAUUUGCUGUGGUGCACGUCCUGUAUGUCUUUGGGACCCUCAUGAUCUGCCUAGUGCAGAUCCGCCAAUGGCGCCGCUGGGAAGCGGAGGCGCCCGCCGCAGACGCCUUCCUCCGGAUGAGCGACAUCACGGCUCCCUCGCCGCGCGCGCCGCCGAGCCGCGCCGGCGGCGGGGCGCGCGCAGAGCGUGCGACCAGGCGAGCCCGCGCGAGCGCCAAGGCGCUCUGGGUGCGCGUUGGCUCCUCGGGCCUGGCGCAUGCCGGCCGCGUCGCACUGGCCGUGGUGACCUCGGACCUCGUUUUCAGCCCAGUGACGCGUGCGGUCUACUACAGCCUGCGGCUGCUAUUCAUCGCCCGCCUCAACUUGGACCAAUCCUUUGACUUUGCGGCGUUCGUUGAGAGGUCUAUCGAGGAGCACCUGCCCCACUUGAUGAAGCUGAACGCCGCGAUGAUGUGCCUCGCGGCCGCCCUGUUGUCGUUCCCGUUCCCAGCCUACCUGCCGUACUGGCUGUUUGGGCUGAGCGUGGUCACAGAGUUCGUGCUGGCCGGGAAGCUGGCCAGCAUCAGCACGCUCGCGGCGGCGCAGAAGCCCACGGAGCAGCCAUAA